Dreissena polymorpha is the source of this 366-nucleotide messenger RNA. RefSeq lists its product as uncharacterized. NCBI's taxonomy places the organism in Eukaryota, Metazoa, Mollusca, Bivalvia, Myida, Dreissenidae. The record is from RefSeq and is a predicted model, not a curated record. Bases 1 to 366 code for a protein of 121 amino acids. The transcript has a single exon.
AUGGUGGUUGUUAUGGUGAUUGGAAUGGUGUUGGUGAUGUUAUCGUGGUGUGGUGGUAAUUGUGAUGGUGAUGUUGGCGGUGAUGGUGGUGGGGAUGAAAGUGAUGGUGGUGUUGGUGAUUGUGGAGGUGAUGGUGAUGGAAAUGGCUGUGAUGGUGGUGUUGAAGGUGGUGGUGGGGAUAUGCUGGUGAUGUUCAUUGAAGUGGUGGUAUUGGUGAUGGUUGUGACGGAAGUUGGGUUGGUGGUGAUAAUGGUGACAAUUGUGAUGAUGUUGGUGGUGCUUGGGGUGGUGGUGCUUAUGAUUUUAGUGGUGGUGGCGAUGAUAAUGGUGGUGUUGAUUAUGUUGGUGAUGGUUGGGUGGUGGUAG